CGGCCCUCACCCCGGAAGCGGAAGUCGGGGCGGGGUGGGGAGAGCGGCCGGAGAGGCUGAUUGGCGGGAGGAGACGUUAGAGGAGCUGCAGCCCCGCUCGGCGCCGGUCAGCGUCAGCCACCAUGACAACUUCGCAGAAGCACCGGGACUUCGUGGCGGAGCCCAUGGGCGAGAAGCCGGUGGGCAGCCUGGCCGGCAUCGGAGAGGUGCUGGGCAAGAAGUUGGAGGACAAGGGUUUCGAUAAGGCGUACGUGGUGCUGGGCCAGUUCUUGGUGCUGAAGAAGGACGAGGACCUGUUCCGGGAGUGGCUCAAGGACACGUGCGGGGCCAACGCCAAGCAGUCCCGCGACUGUUUCGGCUGCCUGCGUGAGUGGUGCGACGCCUUCUUGUGAGCGAGACGCCGGGGGUGGGGGUGGGGGUCGGUGCCCCCGCCCCCCCGAGUCGGGCCUUGGCCGUCAGCGCCCCAGUGGGAACCCCCGUUUCCCUCUCCUCCUCGCGGGGAAAGGUUGCUGCCGUCGCAUCUCCUCGGACAUCCUCCCCGUUGGCGGGAGGUGGCGUGGCCUCGGCCCCUUCGGCUCUCCGGCCUCCCGCCGCCCCCCCCCCCCCCCCGUCCCCCUUCCCGCCCCCCGAGCUUGCCACCCCCCCUUCCCCGGGGACCCAGGGGCGCCGGCGACCCGCUCACGUGGCCGGCCCGUCUCCCCGGCCCGCCCCCACCCUCCGGUCUGUUUUACGCCGUCCGGCUUGUCUUUCUGUCAGCGCGCUCCACACGCUGCCGUUGUAAAGGUUUUUUUUAAAAAUCAAUAAAGUCUGACACCUCGA
Molecule: messenger RNA, 819 nt
Organism: Ornithorhynchus anatinus (platypus)
Lineage: Eukaryota; Metazoa; Chordata; Mammalia; Monotremata; Ornithorhynchidae
Gene: BANF1
Product: BAF nuclear assembly factor 1
Exons: 3
Coding region: 123-392 (89 amino acids)
Molecular function (GO): DNA binding
Source: RefSeq, a predicted model, not a curated record